UCUUGUAGAGAAGCAGAGGCGCAAAUACUUGAGGAGCCCACACCUGAAGAUAGUUCAUUCUGUCCGGGUCUCUUCGCUUUCAUCCCACCGGCGAUUGAGAUGUCUAAGGAAUCACUGGACAACCUGGGCACUAUACAGAGUAUGUUACGCUAG
Molecule: messenger RNA, 153 nt
Organism: Sphaeroforma arctica JP610
Lineage: Eukaryota; Ichthyosporea; Ichthyophonida
Exons: 1
Source: RefSeq, a predicted model, not a curated record